This is a messenger RNA of Fusarium redolens, 1218 nucleotides long. Its product is annotated as chondroitin AC/alginate lyase. The transcript is spliced from 3 exons. NCBI's taxonomy places the organism in Eukaryota, Fungi, Ascomycota, Sordariomycetes, Hypocreales, Nectriaceae. The record is from RefSeq and is a predicted model, not a curated record. The coding region runs from base 1 to 1218 and encodes 405 amino acids. Gene Ontology annotation, cellular component: periplasmic space. Gene Ontology annotation, molecular function: lyase activity.
AUGGUAGCUAAAGGAAUCGUUUGCGUUGUUGCACUAGCCGUCUCCGUCACUGGAUUCGUCCAUCCUGGCCUCUUGCACACGUCUAAGGACUUGGAAAGAGCCAAGGGUCACGUAACCAAGGGUGAUGAGCCAUGGACGACAGACUGGCAACUCUUGCUCAACAAUAGUCAUGCAUCGCCAACAUACGAGCCAGAUCCCCAAGCUACUGUUUACCGUGGCUCAGACGGAACCCAUGCGGAGAAUUAUCGCCGCCUCUUCAAUGACGCACAUGCGGCAUAUCAGCUUGCUAUCCGGUGGCAUAUCCAGGGAGACGACCAAUACGCCAACGCGUGUGUUACCAUUCUCAAUGCUUGGUCAUCUACCAUGAAAGCUAUUGGGGGUAGUAGUGACCGCUACCUCGCUGCUGGCAUUUACGGCUAUCAGUUAGCUAAUGCAGCAGAGCUUCUGCGCUCAUAUAGCGGGUGGAGUACGUCAGACCAACACCAGAUGAAGACGUUCCUCCAAGAUGUAUUCUUCUCGGCGAGCUACACCUUCUUGACUACCCACAAUGGACAGGAUGAAUACCAUUAUGUCAGUUCUCUCUCUUUGCUUAUGAACGGUUAUUACGCAAAUUGGGAUUUAUGCAAUAUUGCUAAUAUCAUGGCAAUCGGCAUCUUUACAGACAACCAAACGAUGUACGAUUGGGGGAAGAACUACUUCUUCAACGGCGACGGACGCGGAGCCAUCAACAACUUCAUAUACAAGAAUUAUACCGAGCCUGGUUCCGGCAAAAUUCUGUCCCAAGGCCAAGAGGCGGGGAGAGACCAAGGCCACGCUACUCUGGACAUUGCCUUACUUGGGGUUGUCAUGCAGCAAGGCUAUAACCAGGGAGAUGACCUGUUCUCAGCAUUGGGAAGUGCUGCGCUUCAUGCAUCUGAGUAUGUUUCAAAGUACAACGUUGGGUACGAUGUCCCAUAUACGUGGUACAAUAGUUAUGAGGGCAAUCAGACUGUUAUCUCAGAGAGCUCAAGAUACACUCACCGUCCAGGGUUUGAGCUUGUCUACGCCCAUUAUAACGACAUUAAACACGCUAAUGCUUCGUGGACCGGAAUUUAUCGGGAUCAAACCAAUGCAAAUAUUACCGCCGGCGUGGAAGGCGGAGGCGGCGACUAUGGCCCUAACAGUGGAGGCUUUGAUCAUCUAGGAUAUGGGACCCUCCUCUACCGCCUAUCUGCUUGA